AAAGUUAGAUUCUAAUUGAAAUUGUAUACCUGAUUAAAAAUAUCUAAAUUGUGGAGUGUGAAUUGGCUGCUAGCCAACUUCUACUGCCCCUCAAACAUGGAUGGUCAUGUUAGCAUUGAAGAUCACUCAGUAGAAGAUGGCAGUAGAACAAGAAAUUCAGGAGCUGCUAAAGAACCUCGAGCUACAAAUCCUUCAGAUAAUGACCCAAGUACCCCGAUGGCAGCUGAGGGGGCUGGUGGCCCCACCCCUCAACCCCCACCUGGUCGCCGUCCCCUCACCGAGGAGGAGAGGGCAGCCAGGCUUGAGCAGCGCAGGCAGAGGGAUCGGGAGCACAUGGAGCGACAACUGGAGGAGGAGGAGGAGCUGGUGCUCAAGUACGGGGCCCAGCACGUCAUCAAGCUCUUCAUCCCCGUGUCGCUGUGCAUGCUGGUCGUUGUUGCUACUGUUGCUUCCGUUACAUUCUACUCAGAGAAGGGCAUCUACUUAUUGUACACGCCGUUCCACGAGACGUCAGACAGCGUUGCGAAGAACGUAAUGGGGGCGUUCGUGAACGCCUUCAUCAUCCUGGCGCUGGUGGUGGUGCUUACCUUCUUCCUCAUCCUGCUCUACAAGUUCCGGUGCUACAAGAUCAUCCACGGGUGGCUCAUCAUCUCUUCGCUGCUGCUGCUCUUCUUCUUCACGCUGCUCUACCUCAUGGAGCUGCUCCGCGGCUACAACAUCGGCUUGGACUGGAUAACCGUGUCCCUCAUCGUCUGGAACUUCGGGGUGAUGGGCAUGGUGUGCAUCCACUGGCAGGGACCGCUGCGCCUGCAGCAGGCGUACCUCAUCUUCGUGGCGUCACUCAUGUCACUCAUGUUCAUCAAGUAUCUUCCUGAGUACACCGUGUGGGUGGUGCUGGCCGUCAUCUCCGUGUGGGGUGAGUACACCGUGUGGGUGGUGCUGGCCGUCAUCUCCGUGUGGGACCUGGUGGCGGUGCUGUGCCCCAAGGGGCCCCUGCGCAUCCUGGUGGAGACGGCGCAGGAGCGCAACGAACCUAUCUUCCCUGCACUCAUCUACUCGUCGAACAUCUUGUACUCCAGCCUGACCAUGGCAGAGUCAUCCACCCCCUCCACCUCCACCACCGACAACGGCGGCAGCCACGACGGCGGCGAGGCUGUGGCCGACCCCCUGCAGCAGGACCACCAUGCCCCUGCUCCUGCUGGGGGCGUGGGCCGCCCCACCAUCAGCACGGCCCCCAGCAGCAGCAGGAGGAGGCGCAGCAGCGAGGCUGAGGCAGGCUUCGGGCCCGAGUGGGAGGCGGGGAGGCAGCAGCGUGAGGCGGCGAGGCAGCGGCGGGUGGCGGAGCAUGGGGAGGCGUCAGCUCCUGACGUGGCAGGAGGUGGCGGGGCACAGCAGCCCCAGGAGGAGGAGGAUGAGGAGGAGCGCGGGGUGAAGCUGGGGCUCGGGGACUUCAUCUUCUACUCGGUGCUGGUGGGGAAAGCUUCCUCCUACGGGGACUGGAACACCACAAUAGCCUGCUUCAUCGCCAUACUCAUUGGGCUGUGCCUCACGCUCAUCAUGCUGGCAAUAUUCAAGAAGGCGCUCCCCGCCCUCCCCAUCUCCAUCACAUUCGGGCUCAUCUUCUACUUCGCGACGUCCUACUUCGUCGUGCCCUUCGCUGAAAACCUCGCCAGCGAGCAGGUCUUCAUCUGAGCUCAACAGCUGCGUCCUUUGUCCGCCUUCUUCGACUGCGUCGGCAUCCUGAAUUUUAUUUUGUGUGUAAAAAUUGCCGAAAACUGGGCAUAUUUUUUCGUCCUCUCCAAAUGUAAAUCAUCUUAUUUCCCUGUGUACCAAAUAAUAUAGUGGUAAGUUAUACUAAGUAACUAACUUAUAAAGCUUAUUAAUUAAUCCUGUUAUCAUUCAGUGGUUGUGUUGACAUGCAUAACGUUAUUUAUGCUUGCCGUUAUUUAUCCAAGACGUGUACCUUCAUGGUUUAUUAAGAGAAUAGUCCUCCUAACGCAGGGAUGUUGGAAAUUGUAGUUUACGUUGCAAUUCUUUAGCGUUGAUCUCGACUAAGGAGCCUUGAAAUCUCGAGUGAAAAUUGAGGCAGUUCAUUGAUCCGCUGUGAUCGCUUUGAUUGCUGUUGUUGCAUCGUAUGAGGAAAAAUGCAGUGAUCUCAAUUUUUAUGUGCUAUAUUUACCAACUAAUUUCCUUCAUUUGUGUAAAAUCGUCAGUCUUCAUGCAUGGAUUCUCUAGUAUUCCUCAUUUGAUGGUCUGAAUUCUUUGAUAUGUUUGAUAGACAUUGACAUUCCAUAAGCCUUUUAAUACUCUGAAUAAUGAUAUCGGAAAUAUGUAAGGUUUUAAAAAGUUUUAUAGCCCAUUUU
Molecule: messenger RNA, 2363 nt
Organism: Hyalella azteca
Lineage: Eukaryota; Metazoa; Arthropoda; Malacostraca; Amphipoda; Hyalellidae
Gene: Psn
Product: presenilin-1
Exons: 13
Coding region: 97-1692 (531 amino acids)
Biological process (GO): negative regulation of apoptotic process; membrane protein ectodomain proteolysis; amyloid-beta metabolic process
Cellular component (GO): ciliary rootlet; lysosomal membrane; cell cortex
Molecular function (GO): aspartic endopeptidase activity, intramembrane cleaving
Source: RefSeq, a predicted model, not a curated record